AAGAUGUACGUUCGGGCGCUAGAAGGAUAUGAGAAGGCACUAGGAGUAGAGCACACGCCAACACUUGGCACAGUCAACAACUUGGGCAACCUCUACAAUAGCCAGGGGAAGCUGGACGAUGCAAAGAAGAUGUACGUGUGGGCGCUAGAAGGAUAUGAAGAGGCACUAGGCGCAGAGCACACGUCAACACUCAACACAGUCAGCAACCUGGGCAACCUCUAUCAUGACCGGGAAAGCUUGAAAAUGCAGAGAAGAUGCACGUGCGGGCGUUAG
Messenger RNA from Lindgomyces ingoldianus, 273 nucleotides. RefSeq lists its product as uncharacterized. The transcript has a single exon. Lineage: Eukaryota; Fungi; Ascomycota; Dothideomycetes; Pleosporales; Lindgomycetaceae. The annotation marks the transcript as partial. Gene Ontology annotation, molecular function: protein binding. The record is from RefSeq and is a predicted model, not a curated record.